CCCCCCCCCCCGACUUUGUUAGGAAACAUUUUUAGCAAACUCAACCGAAACAUCAUGAUAUUAAAUAACUGUUAAUCUCUUCCUACUGCUGAAAAACUGGGAGAAAAGGGCUUUGUCUAUGGGGCGGGCCCAAAGAGAUCACUUAACUCCUACCUUUCCUGCCUGCCCCAAAUCACCUGAAGUUGGGUGGCCAAAUUUAAGUCUAAAAGCUUUGCCCUCCCAGAGUGAGGGGAUGCUGGGAGGUGGUACUGUGCUCUCCUACUUCAGUACUAGUUCCUGAAAGAAAGGGAUUUGAUUCGGCUCAUAUGCACUCCCCUCAGCCUUGGAAAAAGACUUCUUGCUUCUUCCCCCAGCAACAGCACCCCACAAUUCAAUGGGGUGGAGGGAGAUUAUGGCUGCCGAACACUUCAAUAGCCCAUUGGAAGAAGGUAGCUUUGAGAAUACAGAUGGCUGAUCUAAUGUCAGUGAGAAGGUUAACAACAGCAACUCUGGCAUGUCGAAACAGUCUGUGCUUGUGGGAGGCGGGAGGGACUGGUAAACCAGCUCAUGAGGAAUAUAAACUGCAAGAUAGAAAGGGAACAAAAGUCCAGCCAGAUAAGCCAGGUCAAAGACUCUUGUCGGUUUUAACUUUUUUUUUUUUUUUAAUAAUUCUGCAGCAAAUGAGAUAACUAAGGAAAGAGCAUUAGAAUGUGAGUAUCUUCUGUGAGCUAUUAGGCUUAUCAGGGCAUUCUGGGCCAGUUGAGGACAUGUUCUGGAAUAUGCAAUGGGCUUGUGUGGCUGAGGACGGUGCAGCUGCUAUGGAGAAGACUUAGUGAGACUUAAGCAGCUUCAUUUUAGAAAUCCCAUGGCCUCCCAGGGUGAAUCCACUGAGGGAUGUGCCUAGAUUCCUGAUGUGGGCACCUGUAUCCUCCUCUUCUGGCUUUUGGAUGCCUCAGGUUCUUGGGGACCGAUUUGGGCCUGAUCUUCCUUUUCUCAGGAGUGCUGAGAUUCCACCAACUUCGCUUGGACUAGUGGGUGAAAACGGGGCCCAAAGCUGACUGCAAUCAAGCACCCAGAGCUAGACAUAGCUGCUCAAAACAUGGACCUAAACCAAUCCAUUGCAGUAGAGUAAAGUGCUGAGGAGAGGUUAAGAGUCAUGCCUGGAAGUCCCAAAUCCAGGGACUGUGCUUGGUUUGUGUGCUUGGUUUGUGUGUACUGAAGGCCCAUUUACAUUGCAGAUGUUAUCUAGCAAAAGGUAAAUAAGCAAGCCACUGAUGAUUAGUGGAAAAAAUGACACCUACCAGUUAAUGUUCUUUGGUGUUUGGCUAUAUCCAAAGAGAAGAGAGCUAAAAUAUUAGGUAUGUUUAGUGCUUCAAAUCUUCCUUGUCUGAUAGGAGUAGUUACAUGGGAGUUUUGUUUCUUUGGCCUUCACCAUUUUGUAUUUGAAAUAUCAACUGACAUCUGAAUAUACUAUCCCUUGUGUAGGAGCAGAAAGAGGAGAGAAGGGUUCAAGGCAAUCCAUGGCAUUAGAUGUCAGGCUUUCCUUCUUGAUUGGGCUAAGGUAUCCUUUUAUUACCCUUGUUGGUAAUGCCUGUUACAGGCCAGAGACCUUCGACAUUUUGCCUCUUUUCCUCUGACUACAGACUGAGAUCCAACCUUCCGUUGUCACUACUUUUCAAGAGAUCACUACCAGUAGCGUCUUACACUCAGUAUUUAGGGCACAAACUCAGCACAAUAUUUAAACAGGCCAUUGAACGUAAUGGAGCUUACUUAAGCACAUGCCUAUCUUACGCAUGAGAGUAACUCGCUGAAUCGGCUGUAAUUCAGAAACACUACUUCUCACCUCCACACCUAUAUGGAUAACAUCUCAUAAACCUCACUUAGUCUGUGGUUACUUCCUAUAGCUUAUUGAAAAUGUGGCUUAAAAAGCUCAUGGAAUGACUCUCUGCACUAUUAAUACAUGCGUCUUGAUUCUAGAGACGACCCACCUUGUUGCCAGGACAAUAUACCUCUUCCCUGGGGCGUCAGUAGGUGCCACAAGUCCUCUGGAUCUUGACUCUGGAAUAUUUGUGUUGACAGAACAUCGGACGAAAAGCCUAGAAAAACCACGAAAGUUCUACAGGCCAGAAAUCCCUCCUCUUCCCCACGCUGGGUCCGACCAGCCAACAGUCCUGCAAGGCUUGGAGCUUUUCCAGGGACAAAGUCCUGCCCACUUGCUGAAUCAAAAGGAAGUCCAAAGUUGUCCCAUGUCACAGCUUCAGGACUGUUGGGAGUUCUACCAGGACGGUGCGGCUCAUGUUCUGGAUGCCGUCUCCGAGAUGGAGCUGCUGGAAGCGAGCACCCCUCUGCCGGACCCGGCCAGCGAGUUCGAUCGGAACGUUCCCCGGAUCUGCGGCGUCUGUGGGGACAAAGCCACUGGCUUUCACUUCAAUGCCAUGACGUGUGAAGGCUGCAAAGGCUUUUUUAGGAGGAGCAUGAAAAGAAAAGCCAUGUUCACGUGCCCGUUCAACAGCGACUGCAAGAUCACCAAAGACAACCGGCGGCAUUGCCAGGCCUGCCGGCUGAAGCGCUGCGUGGACAUCGGCAUGAUGAAAGAAUUUAUUCUGACUGACGAGGAGGUCCAGAGGAAGAGAGAGCUGAUAACGAGGCGGAAGGAGGAAGAGGCUCUUAAAGAAAGCAUGAAGCCCAAGUUGUCGGAGGAGCAGCAGAGAGUCAUCGACGUGCUUCUCGAGGCCCAUCGCAAAACGUACGACCCCACCUACUCUGACUUCACCCAGUUCCGGCCUCCAGUGAGAGCCAGCGCGAGCAAUAGAAUGGCGACGAGGUCGUCGUCCGUCCUAACGCACGGCUCCUCCUCCGAGGACUCGUCCGACACGUUCAGCAGCUCUCCAGAGUCCUUCGAGCACCGGAUGUUCUCCAGCAUGGCGCUGAGCGAGGACUCUGACGCAAGCCCGUCCAUGGACAUGAGCCUCUCGCACCUCUCCAUGCUGCCGCACCUGGCGGACCUCGUCAGCUACAGCAUCCAGAAAGUGAUUGGCUUUGCCAAAAUGAUCCCAGGCUUCCGGGACCUGAUGGCCGAGGACCAGAUCGCCUUACUGAAGUCCAGCGCCAUCGAAAUCAUCAUGCUCCGCUCCAACCAGUCGUUUUCCCUGGAAGACAUGGCGUGGUCCUGCGGGGGCAACGAAUUCAAGUACCAAGUCACGGACGUCACCCAAGCCGGCCACAGCCUGGAGCUGCUGGAGCCGCUGGUGAAGUUCCAGAUCGCCUUGAAGAAGCUGAGUCUUCACGAAGAGGAGCACGUGCUCCUGAUGGGCAUCUGCAUCCUCUCCCCUGACCGGCCGGGCGUGCAGGACACGGCGCGUUCCGAGGUCCUGCAGACCUACAUCCUAUGCAAGCACCCGCCCCCCGGCAACCGCCUGCUCUACGCCAAGAUGAUCCAGAAGCUGGCCGACCUGCGGAGCCUGAACGAGGAGCACUCCAAGCAGUACCGCUGCCUGUCCUUCAAGCCCGAGCACAGCAUGCAGCUCACCCCCCUGGGGCUGGAGGUGUUCGGCAACGAGAUCUCCUGACUCGGCAGCCAGGCCGGCGCCCCCCGGGAUUAAGGAACGGCUCAGCCUGGUGAGCGGAGGGCGCGGC
Molecule: messenger RNA, 3615 nt
Organism: Pelodiscus sinensis (Chinese soft-shelled turtle)
Lineage: Eukaryota; Metazoa; Chordata; Testudines; Trionychidae
Source: RefSeq, a predicted model, not a curated record